UCUCCUUCAAUAAAUACAUUUUUGGGUGUGAAUACUGAGUUUAAGUGUGCCAUGAAACGUGAAAAAUUAGUUGGCACCACUGCGUUUUGGUUAUUUUGUUAAAAUAAUAAUGUGAAAAAAAACAUACCUGUUAAAAUUUCAAGUGUAUUCUCAAUUCCUCAGCUAAUUAUCGAAAUUUUCGUUUAUUUGAAUUGGAUUUUCCCGUGCGCAUGCGCAUUUAGUCUGUCAAACAUCUGUCAAACCUGUCACUCGAAAAAAAUUCCAUUGCAUAACACAUCUUUUGCGAUUGAGAAAAUGUGGAAGCCGACGAAAGUCCAAUCAUACCUGAAAGCGGCCAACCAAGUCGUGAGUAACAACAUCACGCCUUUGAAGCCCCCCGCCGUGAUAGCCCCGAAGCCCGUAACCUUGCUCCCCCAAACCCCCCAGUGCAGUUUCACCCUCAGCCAGCUCCUCCCCGAGGGUAAGGUGCGCGUUUCGAGUGGCCCCGCUGUGAGCACCCAAGUGCGAUGGGCCCACACCGACAUCACCGUCCCCGACUGGUCGCAGUACCGCCGCGACCCCGUCAAGGCCCCCACGGCCAAGAGCACCGACUCGGAAGACAGCCGCAAAAGCUUCACUUAUCUGAUCGCCGGCGCCGGGACUGUCGCCACCGCCUACGCCGCCAAAGCCGUCGUCACGCAAUUCGUCUCCUCGAUGAGCGCCUCCGCUGAUGUCUUGGCUUUGGCCAAAAUCGAGGUCAAGCUUGGGGACAUCCCCGAGGGGAAAUCGGUGACUUUCAAAUGGAGAGGGAAGCCCCUAUUUAUCCGACACAGGACAGCGGAGGAAAUCGCAACUGAGCAAGGUGUCAACGUAUCGAGUCUCAGGGACCCCCAACACGACAAUGAACGGGUCAAGAAGCCAGAAUGGUUGGUUAUUUUGGGGGUGUGCACCCAUCUGGGUUGCGUACCCAUCGCAAACUCGGGAGACUUCGGGGGGUACUAUUGCCCAUGUCACGGCUCUCACUAUGACGCCUCAGGGCGGAUUCGCAAAGGCCCGGCCCCCCUUAACCUAGAAGUACCCUAUCAUGAGUUCACCGAUGACAGCACCCUCGUAGUAGGCUAAUUAAAUUAUUUAUUGUGGGACUCCAGCAUCCAAUUUAUUUAAACAUUGUACUAUAUGUGCCAUAUCGACCCAAGGACGGCCAUCCUCUGUCACUUGAUGAAAGACAUAAUCCCUAAAUAAUUUGAGCAUGUAUCUGUCACCUGUCUCGGCCCAAGCCCCAUCCAUAUUCAAUCUAGGGGA
This is a messenger RNA of Tribolium madens (black flour beetle), 1281 nucleotides long. Its product is annotated as cytochrome b-c1 complex subunit Rieske, mitochondrial-like. Gene Ontology annotation, biological process: mitochondrial electron transport, ubiquinol to cytochrome c. Gene Ontology annotation, molecular function: 2 iron, 2 sulfur cluster binding; quinol-cytochrome-c reductase activity. The record is from RefSeq and is a predicted model, not a curated record. Bases 295 to 1101 code for a protein of 268 amino acids. Gene Ontology annotation, cellular component: membrane. Lineage: Eukaryota; Metazoa; Arthropoda; Insecta; Coleoptera; Tenebrionidae. The transcript is spliced from 3 exons.